Molecule: messenger RNA, 4861 nt
Organism: Oreochromis niloticus (Nile tilapia)
Lineage: Eukaryota; Metazoa; Chordata; Actinopteri; Cichliformes; Cichlidae
Product: MORC family CW-type zinc finger protein 3
Exons: 19
Coding region: 1254-4067 (937 amino acids)
Cellular component (GO): nucleus; nucleoplasm
Molecular function (GO): zinc ion binding; ATP hydrolysis activity
Source: RefSeq, a predicted model, not a curated record
AUCACGCCUCUUUCAUGCUAUUUUUGUCAUCGCUCUCUAUAUUUCUACAUUUCCUUUAUUUCAUUUAUGAAUCCACAGUGAAUGUGGGACCUAACAUUGUACACAGACCUAAGUCAACUUGUUUGUGGCAGACUUCGUAUACAAAGACAUGCAUAUCUUGGAACAGUAAAUUACACAAAUGCACUCAAAUGAAGAGUUCAUUUCUUUGCCUCUCUGAUAUGAUUCCUAUAGAAAAAACAUAACUGACUACUAACAUACACAGUAUGUUUUUACAAGGUUUCAGCACUGACGUGCAUUCUUCAAUUUAAAUGGCCAUAAUAACCUGAGCUCUUUUAUUGGGAAUGGGAAUGAGUGUUUCAGAGCGAGGUACAGAGCGUCUCCCUGUCAUCAUGGUUACUCACUGUAGCCAUGGUUACUCAUUGUCAACUGCGUGUGCAGUUUGAGAGGAGAAAGCAUAAGAGGCUGUGCUGCUGUUUAGACCUGGCAUUACUUUGAGCAGCAUGAAUGAUUUUAAGAAUCAAUAGAUUUAUUUGUAUUUUUCUCAGGUUUCUCUUGAUGGUCUAAAUAACUUUGUUAUGAUGAAUUAUUAUUAUUUAUUUUUUUUCAGAUUAGGCCUAAGUGAGAAAAUGAAGGUCAGACAGAUUGUGAGGAAUAUGUGUGAAUCGUUGACUCAGUGUGUGAGAAACAGAUGGCAACCAUGACUUGUAGCAAUGAACGCGUCAGAAGCACUUCACCAAUUCACCGACCUGAGUUUGUAUCUGAUGCAGUGGCCAUUUCAUGCCUUGCUUUAACUGGUUAGCAACCACCAGUUUGUCAGAUCCAGACCAAUCAGCAGUGACAGCUAACAGGUGCUGACGUUGGACCUAAAGGAGGAAUGCUCUGCUGUGAUUGGUCGGACAGAGAUGGGAGUGGGACUUCGCCCCAGAUAAACUGCGGCAAACAGAUGCCUAAAUACAGGCUUCCUCUAAAAAAAAUUUCAUUCAGUCGGGAGAUCGGAGGGUACUGAAAAAACAUCUGGAAGUAGAGCCCCGAACACCCAUGGCUAGCGACAAACCUGUGUUCAAGAAACCAGUUUGAGAUGAUCUGAGCUUUAUAACAUGGGGCGUUAUCCUGUUGGAAGCAGCCAUCAGAAGAUGGAUACGGUGUGGUCAUAAAGGGACGGACAUGGUCAGCACCAAUUCUCAGACUCCUCUAAGCGCGACUCCGGCUGACUUCCUUUGACAGAGGCCCCGAGGACGCGCCCACUGCUCUGUAUGGUUACGUACCUGCGCACGGAGAGCUCACACGACGAGAAGCAAAAUAUUCAGUCGCAAAACAUGGCGAGGUUAAGUGAGCAUGGGAUUCGCCUGAGUUCUAUGAGUCCUUCCUUCCUGAACAGCAACUCCACAAGUCAUACCUGGCCUUUCAGCGCUGUGGCAGAAUUAAUAGACAAUGCCUCAGACCCCGGUGUGUCCGCUAAACAGUUCUGGAUAGAUGUUGUUCAUGAAACGGAUCACCUCUGUCUGUCUUUCAUCGAUAAUGGCAGCGGCAUGACCCCCAACAAACUGCACAAGAUGCUCAGCUUUGGUUUUACAGAGAAGGGCUCAGGUAGGGCCAGUCAGCAGGCCAUCGGGGUUUACGGGAACGGCUUUAAGUCGGGCUCCAUGCGCUUGGGGCGUGACGCGCUCAUCUUCACCAAGAACGGCGGCUGUCAGACUGUGGGAAUGCUGUCGCAGACCUACCUGGAAAGCAUUAAAGCCCAGGCUGUCAUCGUCCCCAUUGUCCCUUUCAACCAGCAAACCAAGUUAUUAGUUGUGACCGAGGAUUCACAGGCCAGUCUGACAGCCGUCCUCGACCACUCGAUCGUCAAAUCCCUGGAGCAGAUACAUUCACAUUUUGACUCAAUUCCCUCCAAAAAAGGCACCAAGAUAUUAAUCUGGAACAUCCGCAGAGCCAAAGAUGGUAAGAUGGAGCUCGACUUUGAGACUGAUCCGAAUGACAUUCGUUUGCCUGAGAUUCAGAUCGAAGAGUUGAAGAAGGGGCUGAAGAACAGCGGAUCCUUGAGAACUGAGCAGAACAUCCCAGACAUGCAUUACAGUCUCAGGGCCUACCUCAGUAUCCUGUACCUGAAGCCGAGGACGCAGAUCAUACUGAGGGGGAAGAAGAUUCAGGCCAAACUGGUAGCAAAGAGGCUGAUACACAUUGAGCAUGACGUCUACAAACCCCACUUCAGUAAAGACAAAGUGAAGGUGACCUUUGGGCUUAACCCAAAAAACAAGGAUCACUAUGGGAUUAUGAUGUACCACAAGAAUCGUCUCAUUAAGGCGUAUGAGAAAGUGGGCUGCCAGCUAAAGACUUCAGGCCUAAGAGCGGGCAUCGGCGUCAUCGGCGUCAUUGAGUGCAAUUUUCUGAAACCUGCUCAUAACAAGCAAGACUUUGAGUACACCAAAGAGUACAGACUGACCCUCGGAGCUUUGGGCCUAAAACUCAACGACUACUGGAAGGAGGUGACAGAGAAGAAGGCCAGGGAGCGAGAGUUUCAGGCUCUAGACAAAAAUGAGAAGGAGGUCCAGGAGGAUGUCGAUGAGGGUCCCAUGUGGUUACAGUGUGAAGAGUGUCUCAAGUGGCGAAGCAUCCCUGACGGCUUUUACAAAAUUGCUCCUGAGAGCUGGACGUGCAGCCAGAACCCAAAUUCACGUUACAGAAGCUGCUCGUCACCAGAGGAAACAGAAGAACAUGAGGAGCUGUUAACACCGAGCUAUCAGAAAAGCCACAAGAAACUAGAGUACUCCAGAGGCACAAAGCGAAAAUCAUUAGAGGUGUCUCAGUUACAGGAACAAGUGUCUAAACAUCAAAUCGUCUUACGGAGUUCAUCUAAGCCCACCAGAGUGGAAAACGCCGAGACAAACGCAGAUGAACUCACAGAUCUAAAUGACACUUUUGCGAAUGACGACGCGGAGUCACAGUCGGACACGGACACGCAGGAGGAGGCCGCUGCAAGAGACACAGUCACUAAAAAGAAGAAUGAAAUUGCAAAAGGAGCGUCGCCCAAGGAAAAUGAGACAAGUGACCAGAGGCUUCAGGAUGAAGAGAGCAACAAAACGGAAAACGCAGACAUGGAGACAGAAGAGGAGGAGCACUUAGAAACUUUAAGCCCCAAAAGGGAGUCAGAUUCAAUAUUUUACGGUGUUAAAAAGAAGCGUUACCUUUGGAAGCUUCGCCAGCCCGAUUCAGGAGCUACGGAUAAGGAGUUGCAUUCUGGGAAACAAAGUGAUGUAUUCAAGACAUUAUCCCCAGAAAAAAACAAAAAGGACGCCAGCAGCCGGGUAGAAAACUCGGACACAAACCCGCCGCAAACCCACACCGGCAACACGUGGCAACACUCACCCCCCUCCACACAGACUGUGAUGGUGCCCCCCCUGAGCCGAACAGAAGGGCAGCAGAGCGGGGUGCUGCCCACGGAAGGGGUUAACCGGGAGGCUAAAAUGCAGAGGCUGGUUGGGUUGGAGAAAGAGGCUGAGAAGCUCCGCAGCCUUCUAGGUCUGGAAAUCACAAAGACAACUCAAGGAACGAUGACAAAUGAUGACAGCGAUGAAAAAAGUCCAACGCAGACACUGGCGAAACCGACGGGACGCAAAGAGGUCGGCUGUCAGAUGGACAUGGCUGAGUUUCCUUUUGUCCCGUCUCUCUCUCGUCUCCCUUUUCUUUCCUCUCGCUACCAUCCGGUCACAGCAGAUAGCUGCCGCUCCCUGAGCCUGACUCUGCAGUGCUCUACUUCAUCCUCUGGCCUUACUCAGGCUGCAGAACUUCACGGGUUAAAAGCUGUGAGUGAGUCCAACAUCCAGCCUGAACUGAGCAGAGCCAGGAAGGAAAAGACCGACAGCCAGUCGAGGACAAGAGUCAGUGACACUGAGGCCUGUGAAGACAACAGGUCUGUGCAGGAGAAUCUGCAUGAAAUCCGCAACAACGUGGUAGUGCUUCUCACGGCCCUCCUGCCCCAGCUGGACCUGACUGGCAUCAGCCUGGAGACCAAUGAUGUAGACAACAUCCUGCAGCAGAUCAUAGAGGUCAACUCCCUGAAGCUAUGAUCAGUACUAAGUCCAGCAGAAGUCAAUUAUUAUUCGUUGUGUUACACAUACUUACACAAAGUUUGGAUCAAUUAAACCAUUUCCUACUUCAGCAUACAGUAUGUAUAUGGUAAUAAUUCUCUUUCUGUUGAACCGGAGAGUAAUGUCAUUCCCAUGUUUUUCAUAUUCCUGGUGCUGCAUGUGGAUUACGUGUAUAAUAAUGAAUGUUAUAAAACCUGGUAAUAUUUGUGUUCCGUGUGGUAAUCAGUUUGCAGUGUUAAAAUAAAAGACAUGUAUCGAAUUACUUUACCUCAGUGUCUUUCAAAUUACAGUUCAGGUGUAUAAAAAAUUGACCUGCACUGAUUACUAUGUCAAGCUGCGAGUGCCAAGAGUUCUUGUUAAGCAAGAGGCAGGAAAAAUGCUAAAUACUAGUUUGCAAACCGUUUAUAUAAAGAAAACUAAGAGAAAAAAAAGUUUUAACUUAAAUUCUUGUAAUUAACUGUCAGGGUCAAGUCACCAAGUCUGACUACUCGUACUUAUGAAGCUGUCUUGUACAUAUGGCAAACGGUUGUCACAUCAUUUUGAAUACUUGUGCAGUAUAACCUUUAAGAAACGUAAGCAUGUUGGUCAUGAUGUCAGUCAAAAAAUAUGAGUUUUUUGUCUCAGUUCAUCCAUUAAUUUUUUUAACUAUUGCUUUUCAUUGUUCUGCUUCUUUUGUUGUUGUUUUUUAAGUAGCUAUUUAAGUUGCUGUACACACUCGGUUGCUGAUUUCUAAACAGGAUUUGUUAUGUUUGCAUUAAAAUAUUGAAACCGGU